GAUAGACUCAUGCGGUAUAUAAUCCUCAUUCUCUCCCAACGCUAUGUCUCUACAAUACCCGGGUAGCCCGAACGACACCCCUAUAUUCCAUUUUUAGCUAUCGCUCUAGGACUUACAGAAUGUAUACGUAUGGGGGCACGUUUGACGACACCGGUGACGGAAAACUCUGAGAUAUCCUUAUGAAUCUCACAUCUAAUGACCCUUCAAUCCCACUUAAAGGUAAAUCAGCAUUAAAACCAUGAUCAAUCACUAACGGGGAUGCCAUCCCCAAUGGCAUUGGAUCCUGCACAUACCACUGCGGUAUCUGCUGCGCGCGCUCCUUGGCGUCCCUUUCCGUGCCCGCUACGUGCCAUCUGGUACAUCCGAUAAAAGUCCGCAGCUCUCCAUUUCUCCGUCAUUCUCCCUCAAUCAAUCAACAAUGCUUCAAUUACAGCCAAAUAACCUCCUCAUUCACACCACGUUGACUGAGCGCCUCGAUCCGGCGGCAGUUCCACUGGCGAUUGAUCGCAUUGUCACCGAUUACGACUUCACCACGUACCACAUCUCGAACCUCGAGAACAAGAGCCAAAUCCUCGUGUCGAUGUCGAUCAAGUGUUUCCCCGACUUGCGCAAGUACGGCGUGGAUGGCGUGAUGGCCCGCGAGUACGGCGCGUACGUGACGACGCCAGAGGCGGGCUACGACGUGUCCUUGUUGUUGGACCUUGAGACGACGAGUGCAUUGUCGGACGCUGUGCGCGCGGAGUUGGUGGAAAAAGUGUCGUAUUUCAAGCGUAAUGCGAUGGCGGCCGCAUUCGAACGGGCGUUCGAGCGCUUCGAUGUCUUGUCGCAGGAGUCGGUUGCGAAGCAGGUAGAUUUGUAUGCGCCGGAAAACACCAGCGAUGAGGAAAUCUUGGUCUUGAACUACAGAGACGACGAACAGAUCUUCAUCAGACCGUCUUUUGACAGAGUGACCGUCAUUUUUUCCACCAUCUUCAAAGACGAGACCGACAAGAUCUUCGGUAAGGUGUUUCUCCAGGAGUUUGUGGACGCGCGCAAGAGAGCGGUCCAGAACGCGCCACAGGUGUUGUACUCGCACAAGGAGCCACCGUUGGAAUUGUCCAGGUUGGGAGUUAAGCAGGAAGAAAACAAGGGGUUUAUCACGUUUGUGUUGUUUCCGAGACAUUUGGCGCCAACAAGAAGAGAGAACUGUAUCACGCACAUUCAGUUUUUCAGAAACUACUUCCAUUAUCACAUCAAGUGCUCAAAGGCGUAUAUGCACUCGAGAAUGAGAUUUAGGGUAAGCGAGUUUUUGAAGGUGUUGAAUAGAGCUAAGCCGGAGAACUUGGAAGUGGAGAGAAAGACCGCGACGGGGAGACGGUUUGAACAUUAGUAGCCGCGGCUUGGAUGUGGGUUUAAGCAUGGCCAGCAGCGAAGCCUAAAGGCGAGCCUACCGCUGGGGAUAUUUUGUCUCGGUACUUUUAUUUCCUGUGUACAAUCUUUAUACAAUGUUUCAUGAUCAACCAAGGUAGGCAUAGGAGGGAGCAGAAAGGUGAAAGCAGCAGGGAUGUCUGGAGGUGCUACCCCAAAGGAUGUCGCAUUAUGGAUAUUCUCUAUUAAUGUUCUGUAUUUCUCUGUUUCAUUUAUAUUUCCCUAUUUCAUCUAUUUUUCUGUUUCAUCUAUUUCCCUGUUUCAUCUAUUUUUCUGUUUCAUCCUUUUUUCCCUGGUUCAAUCUUUAAAUAUGAUACUUCAAA
Messenger RNA from Babjeviella inositovora NRRL Y-12698, 1730 nucleotides. RefSeq names its product Arc35p (gene ARC35). Lineage: Eukaryota; Fungi; Ascomycota; Pichiomycetes; Serinales. The coding region runs from base 419 to 1369 and encodes 316 amino acids. Gene Ontology annotation, molecular function: structural constituent of cytoskeleton; actin filament binding. Gene Ontology annotation, cellular component: actin cytoskeleton; Arp2/3 protein complex. Gene Ontology annotation, biological process: Arp2/3 complex-mediated actin nucleation; actin filament polymerization. The record is from RefSeq and is a predicted model, not a curated record. The transcript has a single exon.